AAAAUCAACGCUUAUCAAUGUCAAUUCUCAAUGUCAUGUUUAAAAAUUUUAUAGCUUACAAUUUUUAAACAUUUAUUGCUAAUGGAAAACUUUACCAAUCAAGAAUUGGCGGAUAUGCAUUUGGCAUACGAAGCAACAAACUGCAAUGCACGAGCAGCAUCGCGGUUGUGUCAUCGCGAACGUUAUCCCGAACGACAGCAUCCUGGAGACAAAAAGUUUAUUGCGGUUCAUCGGCGGCUCGCUGAGAGAGGCAUGUUUAAGGCCAAGAUGCAUGAUACUGGUGUUGCUCGAACCGUAAGAAUGGUCGAAUUUGAAGAAGAGGUACUUCAGCGUGUUGCCGAUGAAUCAUCAAAUAGCACACGUGAUGUCGCUAAGAAUAUGAAUACGAGUAACGCUUCUGUCUGGCGGGUACUAUACGAGCAACAACUCCAUCCUUACCACUUCCAGAAAGUUCAAGGUACGACUGCAGCCGAUUAUUUACCAAGAGUUCAAUUUUGUCGAUGGCUCCUGGACCACAUCAUUGCACAACCAAAUUUUUUACGAUAUAUUUUGUGGAUCGAUGAAGCCUGUUUCACAAGAGACGGUAUUUUUAAUAGUAGGAAUAGCCAUGUUUCGGACGAAGAAAUUAGAAAAUCCUUAUUCAAUUUUUUCAAGAAAACAUCAGAAUCGUUGGUCUGUCAACGUAUGGGCAGGCAUUGUUGAUGAUUAUUUAAUUGGGCCAUACCUUCUACCGGAACGGUUAACAGGACCUAUUUAUCUGCGUUUCAUGGAGGAAGUUCUCCCAGAACUCCUUGAAAAUAUUCCACUAAACGUUAGACAGCAAAUGGGGUUUCAGCAUGAUGGAGCGCCGGCUCACUUUGCUGUACAAGUACGCGAGUAUUUGGUUCAGCGGUUUGGGUACUGUUGGAUUGCCAGAGGUGGAGCAGUUUCUUAGCCUCCUUGGUCACCCGAUUUUUUCUUGUGGGGACAUGUAAAGUCUUUAGUCUACGAAACUCCAGUAGAAUCAGAGCUAGACUUAAUUGGACGAAUAACAGCAGCAUUUGAAAUCAUUCAAAACGAAGAUCAAAUUUUUAGUGUAGUCCGCCGAAAUCAUGUGCGGCGUUUAAAUCGGUGUAUUGAGGUUGGAGGGAGACAUUUUGAACAAUUGUUAUGAUGGUAUCAUAUACAAAAGGUAAAAAUAAAUGCAUCAGAUCCUAUUUAGGUAAUUAAUAUUUUUUCUAAAUUUAAACACGUCUUAGGGCCGUAGUGACACAUUUCCGGACAUGGGUUCCUAUACUCAAAUGGAUUCUACUGUUGCACUGAAUAACCCCUAGAAGUUUGAUCCCAUAGUUCUGAAACACCCUGUAGAUAUUGAAUUGAAUAACCAUAGCAAUUUAAACCAUAGCCCAUAUCCUGCGUAAACUUAGGAGACACAAGACAAGAAGAAGACGUUGACGUGUUAGAUUGAGGUUAUGUUAUUUGUUUGUUUUUUUUAAUGCUGAUUUAGAUUUACGACCUAUCGUAUAAUUGAUGCUACUUUUUUACAAACUGCACAAAAUAUUUUAUAAUAAAUUUCCUUAUGAUAAAGUUAUCUGUAUUAAUUAAAAAAAAAACUUUAUUUAAUGGACCUCCAUAAAAAGUUGAAGCAAUAUGAACAUUUCAUAGAUCAAAAGCUAAAACCAGACUUAAAAGAUAUAGAAUCCACCUUAGCUAAAAAAUCUAUGGAGUGCAAAGAGUGGAUUGACUUAAAAACGGUUGUUGGAAUUAUCUGUGAGUUUAAAGACACAGAUAGAGACAUGAAUGUCCAACUACCUCUAGGGAAUGAUGUAACAACUUUUGCAAAAAUAUGUGACUAUGAAAGUACUUAUGUUAAUGUUGGCUUAGGUUGUAUUUUAGAGAUGGAUCGUGAAGAAGCCAGUAAAUAUGCGGACAUUAGAUUAAGACUUUUACAAAAAGAAAUAAACCACCUCAGAAAAUUAGCUGUUAAUGUUAAAGUUCAUAUUAAAAUGGUGUUACUUGCAAUUAGUGAAUUACAAGCUACUUUAGUUAAUAAUAUAAAGUGAGUAGUUUAAAAAACCCAUGUUUAUUUCAUAUAAAUAAAUACAAUAUUUUAUAAACUAAAAA
This is a messenger RNA of Anthonomus grandis grandis, 2103 nucleotides long. RefSeq names its product protein UXT homolog. NCBI's taxonomy places the organism in Eukaryota, Metazoa, Arthropoda, Insecta, Coleoptera, Curculionidae. The record is from RefSeq and is a predicted model, not a curated record. The transcript has a single exon. The coding region runs from base 1602 to 2042 and encodes 146 amino acids.